This is a messenger RNA of Austrofundulus limnaeus, 2980 nucleotides long. RefSeq names its product DEAD (Asp-Glu-Ala-Asp) box helicase 24 (gene ddx24). Gene Ontology annotation, cellular component: cytosol. Lineage: Eukaryota; Metazoa; Chordata; Actinopteri; Cyprinodontiformes; Rivulidae. The record is from RefSeq and is a predicted model, not a curated record. The transcript is spliced from 8 exons. The coding region runs from base 282 to 2837 and encodes 851 amino acids. Gene Ontology annotation, molecular function: RNA helicase activity; nucleic acid binding; ATP binding.
UCAAAACCCACGUGACGUGAGAUAACUGUCAUGGCGGCGUCCUCGUGUCGUGCGUGGUUCUUGUCAAAACUAAUUUUACUAUAAGUGUUCACGUAACUGCAUCGAGUUCAGGUAUUUUUUUUUGUUUUUUAUUUAAUAAUAUAUAAAGUAAAUCAUCUUGAAUUAUUUGAGAACAACUUGUAUUAGCGUGUCGCGUGCUGUGAAGUUCACAUCAAACCGUGUAGCUGCACGUUUUACUUUAGCGGUAGAAGAAACUUGUAUGUGUGCCAGUUUAUAGUGAAAUGUCGACAAAGAAGAUGAAGCCGAAAAACAAGCGUAGCUUCUCUGGGGUGAAGAAGAGGCCAGUCAAACGGAGCAUUGAUAUGAGAGGAAAGUGGAAAGCUGUUGAACUCGACCCAUGUCUUUUCUCAGAAGAAGGCCUUGAGGGCCUGGUGUGUUUCGAAGAGCUGACAGAUUACCGUUUGGUCGACAGCGAGAAGGCUGCAGCGAAAGAUCAGAAAAAGUCAAAGGCGAAGAAGAGAAAAGUCGAGGAGCCAGGAGAGGCUGGGGAGAAUCAAGAUGCUGAAGGUACAACUGAACCAGCCAAGAAAAAARUUAAGAAAUCGAGGAAGAAUAAAAAGACUGUUUCAGAUAAUAAAAAAGACGUGACACAUGAGGAUAAAACUGCCAGUGAGGAGGAAGAGAAAACUGAGGCGUCAAAGGAAACGUCAGAUGUGCCUGAAGACACACAACCUAGUAAAACAUCCAAAAAAGACAAAAAGAAUAAAAACAAAUCCAAGCAGCAGACGGACACAGAGAAACACUCAGACUUAAACAUUUCAAAAGAACUCAGUCAAGAGAAACGGACAAAACCUUCAAAACAGCGAAUAAAUAACUGGACACACGCAGCACUUUCUGCUUCUCAUGACACGAGUUGUGAUGUGAGUACAUGGAAGGACUUGUUUGUGCCCUCCCCUGUGCUCAAGGCCCUCAGCAGUCUUGGAUUCAGUUCACCUACACCAAUCCAAGCCCUGGUUUUGCCUCCAGCUAUCAGGGAUGGAUUGAAUAUUCUGGGAGCAGCAGAGACUGGAAGUGGUAAGACUUUGGCUUUUGGGAUUCCCAUGAUCCACAGCAUCCUGGAGUGGAAGAACAGCACGGAGAAAACUGCCGACGAUGACGCCGAACCGGCUGCCGUGGUGGAGAGUUUGUAUUUACCAUCUGUGGACAGGCCCGCAGAAACAGAGGACCAGGAUAUGGAGGAUUCAGAGGAGGAGGAUCAAGAAGAUGUCGAUCGGACUCCAGAUGACACCGAGGAUGAAGAUCACGAUGAGCAGCUUGGUUGUGUUAAACUAACUGAAAAUGUCAAGUUUGACCUUCAAGAGAAGCUUUCUGAUGGCGGGAGUCAACCUCUCCUUGGGCUGGUUCUCACCCCGACCCGGGAGCUGGCUGUUCAGGUCAAACACCACAUUGAUGCCGCCACUAAAUUUACAGAUAUUAAAACAGCCUUAGUUGUGGGAGGAAUGGCACAAACGAAACAAAGGCGGAUGCUGAACCGCAGGCCAGAAAUCAUCAUUGCCACACCAGGGCGUUUGUGGGACCUGAUCAUGGAGCGGCAUCCUCAUCUACUGAACCUCAGACAGCUGAAGUGUCUGGUCAUUGACGAAGCRGACCGAAUGAUAGAAAGAGGUCACUUUGCCGAGCUGGAGAAUUUGCUGGAGAUGCUGAACAAGACGCACUUCAAUCCCACGAGACAAACGUUUGUGUUCUCUGCCACUUUGACGAUGGCUCACAGUUUGCCCAGCCGCCUCYUGCAACAGAAGAAAAAGCUGGACAACCGGAGCAAACUGGAAAUUCUCAUAGCUAAGCUGGGGAUGAAGUCCAAGCCCAAAGUCAUCGACCUCACCAGGAAGGAGGCCACGGUGGAGACGCUGACUGAAACACAAAUCCACUGUGAGAAGGACAACAAGGACUUCUACCUUUAUUACUUCCUGCUCCAGUACCCGGGCCGCACCAUGGUGUUUUCAAAYAGCAUCGAGUGCAUCAAGAGGCUCACCUCCCUGCUGGAGAUCCUGGGUUGUUCUCCUCUGCAUUUACAUGCUAACAUGCACCAGAAACAACGGCUCAAAAACCUGGAAAGGUUUGCUGAGAAAGAGGACUGUGUUCUCUUGACUACUGAUGUCGCAGCAAGAGGCCUGGACAUCCCCAAUGUUAAACAUGUUAUUCAUUACCAGGUUCCUAGAACAUCAGAGACUUAUGUUCAUCGGAGUGGCAGAACAGCUCGAGCCACUAAAGARGGCCUCAGUUUGCUGCUCGUAGGCCCCGAUGAUAUGAUGAACUUCAGAAAGAUCUGCAAGACUCUUGGCAAGGACGAGGAACUUCCCAUGUUCCCUGUAGAAACCAGGUGCAUGGAGGCGAUCAAGACACGAGUAAAUCUUGCCAGGCAGAUAGAAAAGAUCGAGUACUUCAACAACAGAGAUAAACGUCACGACUCCUGGUUCAAAAAAGCUGCAAAAGACCUGGAGGUGGACCUGGAUGAUGAUAUUUUACUUGGCGGCGCUGAAGACGACGAUGCAGACCGGAGGCAGACGAAGAUGCUGAAAGGGAUGAAGAAGCACUURAAGCAUUUGACCUCGCAGCCUUUAUUCAAGAAUGAGAUGAAAACAAAAUAUCCCACUCAAAUGGGGAAGCCCCCCGUCUCCAAAAUACCAGUUGUGAGGAUGGAAAGUGCCUUGACCAAAGUUUUAGAGCAAAAAGAGAAACAGAAGCUCAAGAAAGACCUUCCAAUAAAGUUGGAAAAACAAAAGAAGAAGAAGAAGAAAGUAAAGCAGCAGCAGUUAAAUGUUAAUGAAACUGAGUGAACUGUCGUUUAAAGGUUGUAGAAUUUCUAUAAAAAAAAUUGUUAAUUCAUCCAAACAAAUGCCAGUUGUGAAAGAGGCUUUUGUCACGUUGCCUAAUAAACAAAAACUAAGAUUUUAAAAUAAAAAAAAAAUCUUGACAGUCA